AUGCCUUUUGUACCUCUGCAGAUGGACAAAGAGCAGGUCAACCACUGGGAGAAUCAUAGCACAGUGGAUGAGUUCAUUCUGUUGGGAUACCAGGAAUACCCUGCCCUCCUGUUCAUUGCCUUUCUGGCUACCUACAUAACCAUUCUACUAGGCAAUGGUCUGAUUGUGCUGGUGACAACAUUGGACCCUGCCUUACGUACCCCCAUGUACUUCUUCCUGAGAAGUCUGUCAGGGUUGGAGAUGUGUUACACUUCAGUAACACUUCCUAAAAUGAUGGCCAACCUAGUCUCUGGAGACCAUUCCAUUUCCCUGCCAGCGUGUGCUAUGCAAAUGUUCUGCAUGCUCUUUCUCGGUGGAACUGAGUGCUUCCUGCUGGCAGCCAUGGCCUACGACCGCUACCUUGCCAUUUGCCUGCCUCUUCGCUACAUGAUCAUCAUGAGCCCCAGGGUGCGUGUGGGGAUGGUGGUCAUCUCCUUUGCCAUCAGCUUCCCUAUACAGUUGUUGCAAAUCGGGCUCAUCUUCUCCUUGCCCUUCUGUGGAUCCAACGAGAUCGAUCACUUCUUCUGCGACAUCCCACAGGUGCUCAAAUUGGCGUGCGCUGACCUGUAUGCCAACGAAGUGGCUGUGUACACUGAGAACAUUUUCUUUGUGGUGGUCCCCUUUGUGCUCAUUGUGGCCUCCUACGUACACAUAGCCAGAGCAAUACUACAAAUGCCUUCAGGCACCGGCCGCCAAAAAACAUUUUCCACUUGCUCUUCUCACCUCACAGUAGUAAGUCUCUUCUAUGGCUCAGCAAUGCUAGUUUACCUUUGCCCACAGACCAGUGACUUUGCAAGGUUUUCCAAAUUCCUCUCCUUGCUCUAUACCAUCAUCAUUCCCCUUUGCAACCCCCUUAUCUACACUCUGAGAAACAGGGAAGUAAAGGCUGCCUUUGGUAGACUGUUGGGCAAGAAACUGUCUUUGGAAGGCAAUACAAGGAUUAACUGA
Molecule: messenger RNA, 987 nt
Organism: Sphaerodactylus townsendi
Lineage: Eukaryota; Metazoa; Chordata; Lepidosauria; Squamata; Sphaerodactylidae
Product: olfactory receptor 10AG1-like
Exons: 1
Coding region: 1-987 (328 amino acids)
Biological process (GO): G protein-coupled receptor signaling pathway
Cellular component (GO): membrane
Molecular function (GO): G protein-coupled receptor activity; olfactory receptor activity
Source: RefSeq, a predicted model, not a curated record